AUGAUUGUAAAGUCGAAGUUAGCUCGGAUGGUAUCUGAUGAAAAUUGUGGAAGCUAUAAAAUAGAUGUAAGUCAGCAUGCAUCAUCAACACCACUUCCAACAUGCAUUAUCGCAGAUAGCGUCGUUAAUGGAGAAAUAUCAGUUACCAACACAAUGACAUUAGCGCCUGACAUGGAACCAGUUGGAGUUAGCAGCAAUUUUCAGAAUCUUGCAUCCAGUAAUAUGUCUACCAUCGAUAGUUUAUCAAAUGGAAUAAUCAAGUCAAACAUAACUUAUUCGGAUGAUAAUUGGGAAAUACCAUUUGAAACAAUAACUCAUUUGGAAUGGCUUGGUUCAGGAUCACAGGGGGCUGUAUUUAGUGGUCAAUUGAAUGAUCGUUUAGUUGCGGUGAAAAAAGUAAAAGAUAAAUCGGAAACGGAAAUUAAACAUUUACAGCAUCUUAAUCAUGAAAAUCUCAUCAAAUUCAUAGGCGUUUGUACUCAGUCACCGUGUUUUUGCAUAGUAAUGGAAUAUUGUGGUCAGGGACAACUUUAUGAAGUAAUUCGUGGUGGUCAUCACAUUGUAAAAGAUACAUUUGGUGAAUGGGCUCGUCAAAUUGCUGAUGGAAUGAAUUAUUUGCAUCAGAAACAUAUCAUACAUCGCGAUCUCAAAUCACCUAAUAUUUUGGUUGAUGACAGCGAUGUAUUAAAAAUUUGCGAUUUUGGUACAUCACAUCAAUGGGAUAAGGAAAAGAGUACGGUUAUGUCAUUUUGUGGUACUGCUGCUUGGAUGGCGCCUGAAAUUAUCAAGAAAGAACCAUGCUCCGAAAAAGUCGAUAUCUGGAGCUUUGGUGUUGUAUUAUGGGAAUUGCUGACACAAGAAAUUCCAUACAAAGAUGUCGAUUCAAUGGCAAUUAUUUGGGGUGUUGGAUCAAAUAAUUUGAGCCUACCAAUACCAGAUACCGCCCCCGAAGGAUUGAAAUUGCUGCUGAAACAGUGUUGGAGUAUCAAACCACAGAAUCGUCCUUCUUUCUCGCAAAUUUUAAAACAUAUCGCAGUUUUCAAGUCUGAAAUUGCAAAUAUUAGCGAUGAACAAUGGCUAGAAAAAAAGGCAGACUGGAAAGCGUACGUUAUUGAAUAUAUGAAAGGAAUCCGGCAAGAGAAACCGAUGGCGCAAAAGAAAGAUGCGCUUAACGAACGUGAAUUACUUCGAAUGAGACGUGAAGAAUUAAAACAUGCGCAAGAUAUUCGAGAAAUGUAUGAAGAUAAGCUAAGACGAGCGAGUAAAAUUUAUACAAAAUUGGAGCAAUGUCUUGAUGACUUGGCAGUUCGUGAACGGGAACUGUUUGAACGUGAACGACACAUUAGUGAACGUGAGAAAUAUGCUUAUAAUAUGCGUACCAAGAGUAAUAUUUUUCAAGCAAAAGGAACGUCCAGAAUUCUUAAAAAUACAGUCAUGCGUGUGCAACCUGAAUCAAGCGAUAUUGCAGGUGUGACAAAACAAAGCAAUAAUACUUCCGAUUCAAUCCAGGGCUUAUCAUAUGAAGAACAAGAUGAAAUAUCUUCGGAAGACGAAUACCGCUCUGAAUGCAUAUACCGCGAUUCAUCAGCAAGAUGUUCUGCUAGUAGUAUGACAACGAGUGGAGCUUUUCCAUCAUCUCAAUCAUUGACAUUUAGUCGACAAAGUUCCGGUCGCGGUUCAUCAGGAUACAAUCGAGAACCAAAUAAAACUUCACCUAAACGAAUGCUAACUUCAAGUUCAGAGCGUAAUUUCUCACGAGAUUCAUCGACUCGACUAUCUAAUUAUUUUCACAACAAUCAAUCUGGACUUGCUCGUGGAUCUUCCGCUCGAAAUUCCGGUAUUUCCGAGGCUUCUUGUGACUCCGGUUUCCAUAAUUUAUAUGACAUCGAUAUUUCAUCUGGAGCUUCAGCAAAUACAUUGGUGUAUGAAUGUAGUUUUUGUGGACAACCGAUCAUCCCAACGAAUUUUUAUCGAAAUGCAGAGGGACGUUGGUCGGAUGGGCAUUUGACAUUACGCAAAAGGAGAAAUAAGAAAAGUACGAUAAUUUCAUGUCGAGAUUCACUGCAACCAAUGACCCCCGUAUCUACAAAAGAGAGACGUUCAUCACAUACACGAUCACGUCAAUCACUGGCAGAAUUCACAUUGGUCAAUGAUAGAGCAACAAAAAAAACUUCGUCAUGCGAAAUAAACGAUAAAACAUCUGUUAAUUUACAAAAUAAAAUUAUCAGUUGCUCGACCAUAAAAAAAUCACAAGAAGCGGAAAUGGUUGUGAAUGAAGAAUGCAACACGACCAUUCUACCAUCAACAAGUUAUCAAGAGAUUGUAAAAGAGAAUCAUUUAUUGAUAUCAUCAAAUAAGCAGUUGGUAUGUGAUAACGAAAAGACACGUGGAAGGAAUGAUAAACCAAUGAAAGAAGCUUUUGAUGCUUCUGCAGAAGAAAGUUCUGAAGAGCGAGAUGAAAAUAAUGGGAAUAUUUUGGAUUCAUCGCUCGAUUCGCCAAUUACCUCUCAUGUAGUUUUUCGGAAAUUUAGAAAUCGACAGAGCGCAAAUGAUAGUGAAAGGUCAAGUUGUCUACUGAUUACUUCCUCUUCAACAAUGGAAUCAUCAUUGGAACGAAGUUUAGAAAUGGCUGCCAUACAUUCCGAUGGUCUUUCUGACAAAGAACGACAAGUUCGUGCUGUUAAAAAUACAAUCCGAACACAUCGUAGGACAGCAAGUACUCCGUUAUCGAUACCACCUGCGGUUUGUGAAACAAGUUCGGAGAGCGAUGCAGAAGAGGUCGUAUAUUGCUAG
Messenger RNA from Cercopithifilaria johnstoni, 2793 nucleotides. The record is from the annotation of a GenBank genome assembly. Lineage: Eukaryota; Metazoa; Nematoda; Chromadorea; Rhabditida; Onchocercidae.